AAUGAUUACUUCAAUUUCGUUGUCAUGUAGAAACUACAGUUUACAUUAGUUUUAAGCAUGAAUAAAAGUUACAAUUAAUUAACAAUCCAUAAUUAUGAGUAAAUAACUAUCAACAACUUAUAUAAACAAGUGCUCUCUUUUUUUGGAUUAGUUUUAUUCAGUUGUUGUCAUCAAUAAAAUACAGUUAUAAUUACAAGCGAUCUAAACAAAAUCAAAAAUGAAUAUUGAAAACGCUGCUAUAAAUAUUCUAAAACGAGGCGUAGAAUUAGAUACCAAGAAGAGGUAUACGGAAGCAUUGAUUUGUUAUCAGGAGGGCUUACAAAUACUUGUGGAUAAAAUGAAAGAUGAUAUAGAUGAUGUAACUAAAAAGUAUUUGAGGAAAAAAGUGGAAGAAUAUAUGAACAGGGCGGAGACUAUAAAGAAGUUGGUCUUGAAGCAGAAAGAGACUGGACAGUUCCAUGAACAGAUUCAGAUUGAGAAUAAUUCAACUGGACACAGUUACGCAGCUUUAUUUGGAAGGUUUCUAGAUGAUGAGGUUGAAUAUGUCAUAGUUGAGGAUCCAUAUAUUAGAAGUUUUCAUCAGUGUCAAAACUUUCUUCGCCUCUGUGAAUUACUUGUAAGAAAAUGUUGCAAUUUAAGAAAAAUACAGUUAACAACAACCAAAGACGACAAAUCGGAAGGCAAUCAAAGGAUGUGGUUUUCAAAUUUAUUGCAUGAUCUCAGCCAGUACAAAGUACACCUUAUCAUUAAGUACUCUGAUACUCUACAUGAUAGGCAAAUAAUAUUAAGUUCCGGUUGGAUAAUAAAAAUAGGUAGAGGCUUAGAUUUCUUUAAGGCUCCGGAAAAUAAAUUCUGUCUCGGAAUGUAUGAUAUGGAUUUACGACAGUGCCAUGAAACUACAGUUGACAUUGUUCAUUCAAAAAAUGUUAAACAAUCUUACGGAUAAUAAUAUUCUCGUUUGUAAUGAUAUUCAAAUCUUACAUAAUACAAUAAUUGUUAUAUAAAUGUAUAUUUUUAUAAUCGGAUAAUGAAUUAUUGACUUGUUUCACGAUAUGAAAUGAAAUAAAACGGCAUUCAAUGAGUAA
This is a messenger RNA of Danaus plexippus (monarch butterfly), 1085 nucleotides long. Its product is annotated as MIT domain-containing protein 1. The coding region runs from base 218 to 946 and encodes 242 amino acids. Lineage: Eukaryota; Metazoa; Arthropoda; Insecta; Lepidoptera; Nymphalidae. The transcript is spliced from 4 exons. The record is from RefSeq and is a predicted model, not a curated record. Gene Ontology annotation, biological process: midbody abscission. Gene Ontology annotation, cellular component: midbody.